Apis mellifera (honey bee) is the source of this 1291-nucleotide messenger RNA. RefSeq lists its product as uncharacterized. The transcript is spliced from 6 exons. Gene Ontology annotation, cellular component: extracellular region. The coding region runs from base 297 to 881 and encodes 194 amino acids. NCBI's taxonomy places the organism in Eukaryota, Metazoa, Arthropoda, Insecta, Hymenoptera, Apidae. The record is from RefSeq and is a predicted model, not a curated record. Gene Ontology annotation, biological process: central nervous system formation; innate immune response; regulation of Toll signaling pathway. Gene Ontology annotation, molecular function: Toll binding; growth factor activity.
GCCAUUAAAGCUAAAGAUUAUAAGCCGUUAGAGUGACGAGAACUCCACCUGGUAUACAUAAAGUUUUCUGGUGGAACAACGGAACAAGUCAAUCGCGUGCGGUCAGUUGAACGCGUAGGAUCGUUGUGAUGAUUCGAGUGCUCGAAGAGAAUUUGUUUCUUUAGAAUUCAAUUAACUAAAAAAAAAAAAGUAUAUAAUAAAUUAAUUUAAACAAGUGAUAAUUAUUUAUAUUGUUUUUUAAAUUUUUAAUUAAAAACAGUGAAUUUUGCGAUUUUUUGUGUAUUAAAAAUAACAAGAUGAUUUUUAAAUACAAAAAUAUUGAACAAAGAUACAGUGGUCUGAUUUUUGCACUUAUUGAACUUUGUUUUUUGAUAGAACUGAUGAGCCAAAAUAUUUGUGCAUAUCCCCAUCAAAAUUAUCAAAAUAAUACAAAAAUUGAUUCUGAAAAUAAAAAAGGAAGAAGAAUAGAAAGAUAUACUUCAAAUUAUGAAAAUAGUAAUGCAUCAUUUAAAAUUUUGUCAAGAAAUCAAGAAAGAGAAAGAUUAUCAUGGGAAAGCAUGUUAUCAGAUGCACAAAUUGUUUUUCCUGAAGAUCAAAAAAAAAUACCUUCUUGUAGAGGAUCUACUUUUUGCGAAAAAGUAGAUUCUUAUCCUGAAGAUGUUGUAAAUACUGCGAUUCAAAGAAACGAAAGUAUUAAAUAUUUGGCUGCUAUAGAUAUAUUAUCUGAUAUAUCACAGAGGAUCGAUUUCAUGGACGACAGCCCUCUUUGUCAGUCUAAUGAGCGAGUUAUAUUUCCUAAAUCAGCAAUGAACAAAGAUAAUGAAUGGAAAUAUGUUGCGAAUCAAGAAAAUUUUAAACAGGGUAUACGAGUUGAAGUAUAAAACAAGACAGCACAUGUAACGUAAUAGGAAAUCUUCCUUUAGGUUACAAAUCAAUUUGUAAACAAAAAUUCAUUCAAAGAGAACUUUUGUCUGUAUCGUUAAACGGCUCAGUGUCUUUAGACACUUUCCUAUUUCCAUCAAGUUGUUGUUGCUAUGUAACAUUUACUGCAAAUACACGAAUGAUUUGAGAGGCAAAAUUAAGUUAAACCUAUUGUUCGUGAAUCGUCACGUCGAAGGCGCAAAUGAAGUACGCGAUGAAGUACCAUUUUUUAAUGAAGCAAUUAAUAUAAAGUAAUAGGUCCUUGAUAGUCAGUUCUAAUGUAAUUGUUUCGCGAAUAAAAUCAAUUUUUAAAUUUUUUAUGGAUAUCUAAUACUUAAUUAGUUCGUUAAGUAACUUAUAAAAAAAAAAA